Molecule: messenger RNA, 2200 nt
Organism: Thalassophryne amazonica
Lineage: Eukaryota; Metazoa; Chordata; Actinopteri; Batrachoidiformes; Batrachoididae
Gene: sh3glb1a
Product: SH3-domain GRB2-like endophilin B1a
Exons: 9
Coding region: 126-1220 (364 amino acids)
Biological process (GO): membrane organization
Cellular component (GO): membrane; cytoplasm
Molecular function (GO): protein binding
Source: RefSeq, a predicted model, not a curated record
GACUGAAUUUACCAGCUGGGUGGAACACUGACACACAAAAACUUUUCAACAUCUUCCGCAGGGAUGGCAGUUUGACUCAACAGAGUUAACAGUUGUAUAGGGACCUUUGUUUUGCAGAGUGUACCAUGGAUUUUAACGUUAAGCGAUUAGCAGCUGACGCUGGCACUUUUCUGAGCCGUGCAGUACAAUUUACUGAAGAGAAACUUGGCCAGGCUGAAAAGACAGAGUUGGAUGCCCAUUUGGAGAAUCUUUUGGUCAGAGCUGAGAACACCAAGCAAUGGACAGAACGAAUUAUGAAGCAGACAGAAGUCUUACUACAGCCAAACCCAAAUGUCCGGCUUGAAGAAUUUGUGUACGAGAAGCUGGAGAAAAAAGUCCCUACACGACUGAACAACCACGAGCAGCUGGGACAGUUCAUGAUAGAUUCAGGACGUGAAUUUGGUCCUGGAACUGCCUAUGGAAAUGCUCUGAUAAAAUGUGGAGAGACAGAGAAGCAGAUUGGUGGGGCAGAGCGUGAGUUCAUCCAUAGUGCUGCCAUCAACUUCCUGACACCUUACAGGAACUUUUUAGAGGGAGACUUCAAAACCAUCCUGAAAGAACGCAAGCUCCUACAGGUUAAGCGUUUGGAUCUGGAUGCAGCCAAAACCAGACUAAAGAAAGCAAGGAUGGCUGAUGCCAGAGCUGCAGCAGAGCAGGAACUGAGGAUGACCCAGAGUGAGUUUGACCGGCAGGCAGAGAUCACCCGACUGCUUUUAGAAGGUGUCAGCAGCACCCAUGCACACCACCUACGCUGCUUAAAUGACUUUGUGGAAGCCCAGACAACCUACUAUGCACAAUGUUACCAAUACAUGGUGGCUCUCCAGAAGCAGCUGGGCAGUUUCCCUUCUUCAUUUUCGAACAACAACCAGUCAUCAGUGUCAGGCGGAGCCGGUGUCUCAGUGCCCACCAUCCCUGUGUCGGCCUCCCUGCCCAGCCCGUCUGCGGGUCGCGGCAGCUCAGCCACAUCAGGCGGCUUCAGUGAACUACGCAGUUCCAGUGGCAGUCGCAAAGCUCGAGUCCUUUAUGACUAUGACGCUGCCAGCAGCAGUGAGCUUUCGCUUCUUGCUGAUGAGGUGAUUGUAGUCAGCAGCGUCCCAGGAAUGGAUUCUGAUUGGCUCAUGGGUGAGCGAGGCACGCAGAAGGGCAAAGUGCCAAUCACCUACCUGGAGCUGCUUAACUGAGACCUGCGAGCGGCCUUGUGUAUCCAGCUGUGAUCUCAUAUUUAUAUUGUGAUGCAGGGGACAGGUGCCACCUUCCACCACGACAGAGAUUAAUUUGUCUGAAAUGCAGGAGUCACAGUUGUAGCAGGCUGUCUGCGCGCAUCAUUGGAAAUCUGCUGGAAUUAAUACAUUUCAUGGAAGGGGAAGGAAACGGGCCCAUUCCCUGCUUUUUAUGCACCUGCAGUACUUUUCUAAAAUGUUUCCAUGCUUUUAUGUUUGAUGCAUUCUGUAAUGUGUGCCAGAACAUCUCCCAAACUGUAGCUUUCUUUCUUUUUUAAAGCAAAUUUUGUUUACAACGUGCAUGUUGGUGGUGACUCAUUUCUAAUUCCACUUUUUGCAGCUCGCUGAGUGCUGCAGUGGGCACAUUUGUAAUUAAUAGUUAUAAUGCACUUCAGUUUGAAGUGUUAAAAAAAAGAUUUAUAUAAAGUCUUACUUUACAGUAAAACCUGUAAUGUGCACCAGCUUUUUGUUUGUUUGUUUGUUUUUGUUUUUACAGGAGUCUAAUUAGACAGUUUCUUAUGAGAUGAUAAAUAAUUCACCACGUUGGAUUGGUGAGUGAGGAUCGAUAGCGCUGUAAUUUUUCUGUACAUGCCAUAUAUUAAGUGCUUGUACCGGGAGCUGCACUUAAUAAGACUGAAUUUAGUACUGAACCCUAAGUUAUUACCAAUGUCCCAAAGUUCCCCUGAGGAGCCGUUUAAACCAGAUUGUGCUGAGAUGAGAUGUGAUCAUUGCCCUUUUUGGCAGACACAGUUUACUUUGAAAUGUGCCUGGAGGGAAAAAAAAACUGGCUUUUUCUUGAUCAUUUUCUGCUUCACCUGAAGUUUUGUACAUCCACACAUGGCAUGUCAUGCUGCAUUCUGGGAGAUUCUGUUAUUCCACAGCUGCUUUUGUUUUGUGUGUAACUGAUAGCAUACAUUUGCAAAAUAAAUAUACAUUGAUAU